Penicillium manginii is the source of this 213-nucleotide messenger RNA. RefSeq lists its product as uncharacterized. NCBI's taxonomy places the organism in Eukaryota, Fungi, Ascomycota, Eurotiomycetes, Eurotiales, Aspergillaceae. The record is from RefSeq and is a predicted model, not a curated record. The transcript has 3 exons. Bases 1 to 213 code for a protein of 70 amino acids.
AUGGUGAAAUGGGGCCAAAUGCUGCUAGCUUCGCGCCAAUCCAUUCGCUCGGCCCUUGUCGCCUUGUCGAGUUCGACGUCUGCAGAGCCGAUCAUCCUGCCUCCAAAUUCCCGUGCCAACGCAUACAUCCCCAUCCCACCCACUGCCACGGCCGCGGCCAUUGCCUGCUGUCUACUGCCUAUUGCCUACUGCCCACUGCCCGUCGCGGCCUAA